Messenger RNA from Hemiscyllium ocellatum (epaulette shark), 2704 nucleotides. RefSeq names its product integrator complex subunit 12 (gene ints12). The transcript has 6 exons. NCBI's taxonomy places the organism in Eukaryota, Metazoa, Chordata, Chondrichthyes, Orectolobiformes, Hemiscylliidae. The coding region runs from base 118 to 1479 and encodes 453 amino acids. Gene Ontology annotation, cellular component: integrator complex. Gene Ontology annotation, biological process: snRNA 3'-end processing. The record is from RefSeq and is a predicted model, not a curated record.
GUCAGGCAGAUGCUGAGUUGCUGCUGUGCUGGGAUUAGAAGCUUCCUGAGGUGGGAGCACUGACACUGAACUGUCAUUAUUAUAGGUAUUCUGUGUAUUCCCUCACAUUUGUAGGAUAUGGCUGUUCCCAACCUGGAGCUGGACCCACUCUUCCUCAAAGCCUUGGGUUAUCUCCAUUCAAAAAGCAAAGACUCUGCAGAGAAACUGAAAGCCCUGUUAGAUGAGACCUUGGCUAGAGGCGGGGAUUCUAGCUUUCGACAGACACAAAAGGACAUUGAAACACCCAAGGUGGCUGCUAGCAUCAAAUCCAGUUCUACAAAGCAGGAAUCCAAAGUGUCCUCAUCUCUUUCAUUGGGCAACAAUGGUAAAUCCGGUUCCAUUGAGAAAACCAAGAAGGAAGCUGAAAAAAGACCUGGUGAAAAGGUUAAACUAGAUCCUUUGGAGGGGGUUGAUCCCCAGAAAAAAGCCAGAUUGGAGAAAGCAGAGAAUCGAUCCUCUCCCAUUACUGUUCAAUCCAGCAAAGAGCUGCCAAUGCCUGACCUACCUGGCUUCGAAAGUGCAGAGGACUUUGCCAUGGAAAUGGGGCUGGCAUGUGUCGUGUGUCGCCAAAUGACUGUUACAUCAGGUAAUCAGCUAGUUGAAUGUCAAGAAUGUCACAACCUUUACCACCAAGACUGCCAUAAACCCCAAGUAACGGACAAGGAUGUGAAUGACCCAAGGCUAGUAUGGUAUUGUGCCCGCUGUACAAGACAGAUGAAGAAAAUGGCACAGAAGACACAAAAGGCUGCUCCAAAAGCUUCCAACUCAGUUGCCAGUGCUGCUCCCUCAGUAAAGGAUCCCUUAGUGAAGAAACCUGAAAUGAAACUUAAACAAGAGGUGACCACGUUUCAAGCAUUCAAGAGAACAGAAGUAAAGGCAUCUUCAUCUGCUUCUGGCAAUUCCUCCAGUUCAAACACCUCCUCGUCUUCUGUUAGUGGACUUACAGGAUGGGCUGCCUUUGGAGCAAAAACAUCAACUGCAGCACCCUCGACAGCUAAACUGGGAUCGUCUGUGCAAAGCACCAGUGGAAAGCCCACAGCAUCGGCCUCAAAUCAAAAAGCAGUGGGUCUCUCUGGACUGGCAACAUCCAAAGCAGGACUGGGGUCGAAAAUGACCACAGCCAUUAGCUCCAGCACUGGAGCUAUAAAGCCACCCCCUCCCCUAACUCUGGGGAAGCCAAGUCUCAACCGAUCAUCCAGCAGUGACAAUGUUAGCAAGGUGGGCCUAACUGGGCCAGGCAACAGUGGCAACCAGCCCAGUGGUGGGAAUGGAGGGGGCACCUCCACUGCUACUGGCAGUAACAAUGGCGCCAAGACACCCACUGAAGUUGGCAACCCUUCUCUUGUUAAGUUGCCAACCUCUCAAGAAUCACAGCUUAACGCCAUGAAACGGCUCCAGAUGGUGAAGAAGAAGGCAGCUCAGAAAAAACUUAAAAAGUGAAUGUUAACCUGCCCCGAAUGGGUGUGCUUCUCUGUGUUUCUGCAUUGAAAUGCAGGCACCUCGUCAUUGCCAAGGAGACCAGCAAAGUUACACCAUGGAUCUGCCCUUGUACACAGAUGUCUCUUCCUGGUUUUCUUCCAAAGGUUUUUUUUUGUGAGCAAUGAUAGAGUACGUAGAAACAGAAACCUGGAGCAGGAGUAGGCCAUUCAGCCCUUAAUGCCUUCUCUCCCAUUCAAGAUGAUUGUGGCUGAUCAUCCAACUCCAGUAUCCUGUUCCUGAUUUCCCCCCAUCCCCUUUGAACCCUUUAGCCCUGAGAACUAUAUAAUUUCCUUAAAAAUAUUCAAUGUUUUGGCCUCAACUCCUUUCUGUGGCAGAGAUUUCCACAAGCUGAUAGCUCUCUUUGAGUUAUGCCUCAUCUCAGUCCUUAAUGGCCUUCUGUGUAUCCUUACACUGUGACCCCUCGUUCUGGACUCCCCUGUCAUUGGGAACAUCAUUCUUGUUUACCCUGGCUAGUCCUGUUAGAAUUUUAUUGGUUUCUGAGAUCAUAAUUCUCUCUUGUCCCAAAAGGCUUCCCAAAAUGUAUCCAAUAUUUGGUGGUGAGGGAGGGCCUUUCUCAUUCUGAGUGAGUUCAACCUAUAAGCUGCAGAAAUAAAGCGUUAAACAUGGAGACUUUAGCACAUGGGAACUGAGAGAUCCUGCUGUCUUAUGGCAAAGAAUUCAUUAGUUUUAAAGGUUGACAUUUUUAACAAUUAAUUUCCUGUCAGUCAUUUUUAUAUAAAGGUAUGUCUGUUCUAAACAGAUUGUUGGUGAAUUGGGUCAGUUUUCUGAUCAAAUGUGUUCCGAGGCAGACCUGGCUGAUUUAAGCGCACUGAUGAUGAUCUUGCUUAUCAAGUAAUGCAGUGUCUGUUUGUAGGGGCUGGUUACUUCUUGUGUGCUGCUCAUUACAAUGGCAAAUGCCGCCUUUCUUAACCCAUUCUGUGGUUUUCUCAGACAACAGGCAGAAAACUUACCCUGAAAUUUUAGUAACUGAGUUCUCGAUAGGCCAAAAACACUUUGCACUUCUCGAAACAAAUCUUGAAAGUUGAGUGAGAGACCAGUUUACUGUGAUGUUGAAGACAAGGGAGGUUUUAAUUCUGUGUCAAAUGGACCUUUUUUUUUACAUGUUUUGUCUUGUGUAUAUUACUUUCAGUGGAGAUGUCUCCAGUUGGUGAACUGCACUGGUAUU